GAAGGGAAAUGGCAACACGAAUAGCAAGCACGGUGGGGAGACCAUAUAGAUCAUGGUCCUGUUGUAGUCGUGUCGGUUUGUUAGCAGCAGUGAAAGGGUCUUCCUGGAGGAAGUUCAGCAGCACGGUGCAGCAGAACUCCAAACCUCUCACUGUGUGUGUGCAGGAGGAGGGCAUAAGGAGGAUAAUACUAAAUAAUCCAGAAAAGAGGAAUGCCCUAUCACUUGCCAUGCUUCAGUCGCUCCAGAAGGACCUUCUGCAAAAUGUUGAUGACGUGGGUUUGAGGGUUAUUGUGAUUGCAGCUGAAGGACCUGUCUUUUCUUCUGGACACAAUCUAAAAGAACUGACUGCGGAGUAUGGAAGAGAUUACCAAGCUGAAGUAUUUAACACCUGUUCCAAGCUCAUGACUUCAAUCCAAACUGUCCCUGUCCCAGUUAUUGCUCAGGUUAAUGGCCUUGCCACAGCCGCUGGGUGCCAGCUUGUAGCCAGCUGUGAUAUAGCUGUGGCUUCUGAUAAAUCCAGGUUUGCUACACCAGGUGUCAAUGUUGGACUCUUCUGCUCCACACCUGCCGUUGCCUUAGGAAGAGCUGUGCCAAGAAAGGUUGCGUUAGAAAUGCUCUUCACCGGUGAGCCAAUAUCUGCCCAUGAUGCAUUGGUUCACGGCCUCAUCAGCAAGGUAGUUCCAGAGGAGAACCUGGAAAAUGAGACCAUGAAAAUUGCUCGCAAAAUCUGUCAGGCAAGCCGCUCUGUGGUUGCCCUGGGAAAAGCUACUUUUUAUAGGCAAAUGGCACAAGGCCUUGAUGAAGCCUACAAACUAACAUCACAAGUGAUGGUGGAAAAUCUGGCAUUAAAGGACGGCCAAGAAGGAAUAGAAGCCUUUUCUCAGAAGAGAAAACCUGUGUGGACUAAUUGCCAUGGAAAAAGCAUACAAUAAUUGAUUUUGGAACACAAAUACUAUUUUUUCCCCAAUAACAAAACUUUUAUUUAAAUAUG
This is a messenger RNA of Spea bombifrons (plains spadefoot toad), 991 nucleotides long. It is a transcript of the gene ECHDC3, whose product is annotated as enoyl-CoA hydratase domain containing 3. The record is from RefSeq and is a predicted model, not a curated record. NCBI's taxonomy places the organism in Eukaryota, Metazoa, Chordata, Amphibia, Anura, Pelobatidae. Gene Ontology annotation, cellular component: mitochondrion. The coding region runs from base 9 to 932 and encodes 307 amino acids. Gene Ontology annotation, molecular function: hydro-lyase activity. The transcript is spliced from 5 exons.